CAGUUCCUUCAGCCACAAGACAAGCUCAAUGGAAGAUCGCGGCUGCAAUUCUUGAACCUUGAAUUUGAACCGUCAUGUCGACAGCCCAGGCAGGCGCUAGCCAAAAACCUUCUCCCCUUUCACAAACAUACGAGUUCACGAAACGGAAACGCUGGGCUGAUUUACUGGUAACUGAACUUGCGGAUGCCAACAUAUUCAUCCUGAGUUCGAAUUUUCGAAUUUUGUAUUGCGGGGCUGCCGUAAAGGAGCUGUUGGGAUGGGGGGAAGCACAGCUCGUAGAUCAUGAUUUUGGAGACAUUGUGGGCGCCGACGACCAAAACCAUUUUCGAGCAUGUUUCGAAGAAAGCAUAGCAAGAGGAACAGAGCUAAUCUCCUACAUCCGGUUGAGAUGUAAUGCCCCAUCAACAUCGUUCCCGUAUUCGCCAGUGAAGGAGAUUUUAUUCGAAAUCAAAGGUUACCCGCGUUACGCGAAGCAGGACAGCUUUGGCAAUGUCGAUCAGUUCUUCUUCGCCCUCGCCAAGCCAUAUUUGAGCCGUAACACGACCAUGCUGAACACUGUAUUGGAGCUUCAAUUGGAAAACGAGUAUUUGCAAAAACGGCUUCGAACGCUGAAAACCAAGAUACAAAAUGGCUUACCCAACUCACAGCAUUCCUCUGCUCUUUCGGGCGCAGGCCAGCACACGUCUAUGAAUGGUUCGAAUCAUUAUUAUCCCUCCCAUGACACCGAAGGCAUGUAUGAUGCGAAUAAAACCUCCGCGGGAGGAGGUUCCUUUGAUUUGACCGGUUCAAGCUCCACGAACGUGAUUCUUGACGGUACUAACGAGGAGCCUGAAGAUGGGUCAAAAAAGAAAAAGAUCAAAAAAUCCCACGCGCCAGAGCAACAUGUAUGUGUCACUUGUGGCCGCACAGAUUCGCCUGAAUGGAGGAAGGGCCCUCUUGGUCCAAAAACGUUAUGCAACGCUUGUGGCCUUCGAUGGGCUAAACAAAUGCGCAAAACGGAUGAUUCCCCGACUGGAGAUACGACUGUCAACUGAGCGAGGUGCUAGAAUCGUCCUGCUAUCGCUAUGGUCUGAGUUGACAUACGAGGUUGUGUUUGAAUAUGAUUCACGUAUCGGUCGGUUAUCUGUUUACUCUACUCUACUUGUACAACUAGUGUACAGUACAUUCUACUUCUCUAUUGGAUUGUUCAUAAUAGGUGGGCGGUAUUACCGACUUUUUUUUUUUUUUGAGGUUGCAGCCGAC
Messenger RNA from Marasmius oreades (fairy-ring Marasmius), 1242 nucleotides. RefSeq lists its product as uncharacterized. Lineage: Eukaryota; Fungi; Basidiomycota; Agaricomycetes; Agaricales; Marasmiaceae. Bases 75 to 1034 code for a protein of 319 amino acids. Gene Ontology annotation, biological process: regulation of DNA-templated transcription. The transcript has 6 exons. The record is from RefSeq and is a predicted model, not a curated record. Gene Ontology annotation, molecular function: sequence-specific DNA binding; zinc ion binding.